GCGCGACAGAGCGAGCUAGCAGCAAUGAGAGAGCUGGAGAGCACUCUCACACAGAAAGACGUGCUCACAGCUAAGUUGGAAGAGAGCAAAAUGAAAGUGAUAGACUUAGAGAUAGAGCUGAACGAAUCAUCGCUUAUAUUAUCAGAAGUACUCAAAUUGCCAGACCGGCCAGAAUUGAAUAAUAUUAAACGAAGUAAAAGCUUUUUCGAGUUGCAAAAGAGUGGUAAGGUAGUAGGUAGGCUAGACAAAGGUAGACUGAGCAGGAGCGACAACGAGCUAGACAUGAUGCACUGUAGAGACAAGAAGAGGGAGACACCGAACAUUAGUAAAUUAACGAGGAAAAUAUCUGACUUGACAAAAGAAAUGGCGAUUAAGAACUCCAAACUAAUAGAACAGCAAAGAUGUAUAUCGAUAUUAGAGGAAGCAUUGAGAGAAAAUAACAAUAUAGCCGAGUUUGAGCAGUUGCUUGCAGUCGUAAGAAGUAAAGAUGAAAGAAUUAAUGAACUGGAACAGAUAGUGAACAAGAACAGCGUGUCGAACCCGAGCGACUGCAAGGAUAAAAGAAUAUUGGAACUAGAGGACGCUUUGAAGGAAUCAUUCUUGAUAGCAGCAGAGAGAGAGAAAAUAUUCUAUGAAGAAGAACAGAGAAGGAUCGAAACAUUAAGAAGGAUGGGUAAGAUGGAACAACGAAUACGUUCCCUGCAGAAUGCUUCAGCGAUGAAUUGUGAGACAUGUUCCUCAGUGCUAAAGCGCUUGAAGCAGCUUGAAGACUCACUACAACACUGUCAGACUAACAGGGACCAUGUACUGCGGCAAUUGUCUCACGUCGUCCAAGAUGUGCUAGAAGAUUUGAUCAGCGAGAAAGAUUCUCUAAUCGCCGAAUUGGAGGUAAAGGGAGUACUUGACGAGAGUGAGACCAACCGAUGUGACACGCUUAAGACAGAGCGAGAUAGACUGCUCAAUAGGCUUAAGACGGAGAGCGAGCGAAUACUGGAAUUGGAGCAGUGGACCGAGCCAGUGGCCCAAGCAGCGCCCGAGAGCUCCCUACCAGUAGACCUGACCCUGACUGACGAGCUACUGCAGGCCUGUGACGACAAUGUAAUUGUUUGGGAGGAGGACAUCCCAGCAACUGUACUGUAACGGCAAACGCAGCUAAGUCAAAACGUAAAUCUGUUUGUGGCCUUAGCCAUCAUCACCGCACUAGUCACCCAUCACUGCUACCUUACCAACUCAUUCUCGCUUAUCACUCAAGCAUCUAAUGCCAAAUACGAUAUUUCAACAAAAAAAUCUAACGUUAGCUUGCAACGACUUUCGUCAAACUAAAACUAAAACCGAAUUUUAUACCAAAGAUGUCAAUUUUUCUGUAAAUAAAGUUUAAGUUUUUUUUAUUUGUUACUCUUUUUGUUUUAUUUUUUUUUUCCUUUUUUAUCUACUUCUCUCUUUCUCUCUCUGUCCAUAUGUUCCCCCUUUUCGUGCUCUAACGUAAGAGAUUAUUUUUUUACCUCAUACGAUUGAAGGAACCAAUUUAUUUAUAUUAUCGUCUAUGCUACGGCACUUGUUGAUGUAUACCUACAUUAGAGCAAUAAUUACCGAUAUUAUAGUUGAACACUCGAUGUCUAUUUUUAACUUAAUACUAGUCAAAUCUAUCAAUGUUCUAAUGCUUUAACAAAUAUACUUAUAUUAUACGUUUUUAUACAACGUGUGGGAAAACGUAGGUUUAUAUAUAGAGGGACGGUGUAAUCACUUGAGGAGUAUUUAUUGAUGGGUGGUUGUAGCUAACAAGUGAAGAGAUGGGAAGGAUCAGUACCGAUGUAAGCUCGAUAUAAGAUUGUUGUACUUCUCUUUCGUCCACGUUGUAUGAAGACCAAACAGUAGUUAUUAUAAUAUUUUCACCUUGAAAAAGGAUUUUGGACUAUCUAUCCCAAAUAUUUCGGCCUUAGGGAUUUGUUUAGUGGAAUUAUUUAAAUUAGUAGACACUGACAUAAGAUUAGUAAUUGUUUUGCAACGAGUUGCUAGCAGACAAAUGUUCAAUAAAUUUUUACAUAUCAUGCACAAAUUAUAUGGGAAAAUUAAUUCAAUGCUGACAGUCUGCAUAUCAUUACGACUUAAUAAAGUAGCUUCUUACUCAUAAAUCAUAAACCCCUUUAGGAGAUCGGUGUUCGAGAUAUUUUUGGUGAGCCAAGACGCUUAUACAAUGUCUUAAAGCACUGCCUUACAUUCUAAGUAAAAAAUAUUAAAUAUUUUUUGUUAAGCGAAACGCCUCGUUUGCUUAGUGAAAAGAGUCGGGACGACCGCUCUCUUCGACUGAUACCGUUGAAAUGAAAUGAGUAACCGUGGGAAACAAUCUACUUUCCGUUACGGCAGCUAUCGAACUACCCACGUACACGAGUGAUUUUAUAUUUACGUGUUUUGAGCUUUUUAUAAAUAAAACAUUAUACAAAAAACAGUAUUGUAUUUGUGAUAAUAUAGAACCGGUGUCUACGAAAUCCAAUUUGUGAAAGAUAUUUUUAAAUUCCACACGUUGUUACUUAUCUAUAUAUAAUUACAGAUAUAAAAUAAUUAUUUGUACAUCUAGUUAAGUAUGUAAGCCAUUUAAGCUUAUUGCUGUUUUAAGCAAUUGUUUUUUAAUGAUAAAAAUCCCAUUUUCAUAAAUUGGAUUGUCGCUCCAGAAAUUUAAUAAAAAUAAAUAAUAAAAAUGAAUUGAGAAACAUCGAAUAUCGCAUAUUUUCUCGAUAACUUAACGUUCUAACGUGUAUUAAGGGGCAUUGGUCGAGUGUUUCAGUUAUAUUGUUAUACGUUUGAACUCGUCAUUCUGUUAGUACUAAGUGCAUCAAAUGACCUAUCUGAUAGUUUGUACUCGUUCAUGUCCAAUGUCCUUUAGCGUGUAAGUUGAUAUCCUUCCUUGUUCUAUCUCCCACUAAUUUAUAUGAGAUGUUAUAUUAUUUAAUCACAAAUUAUAGAGUGUUGGCAAAUUCUAUGGCUUUUAUACACGGUCGCUGAAUGUAGUAUGUAUAUGUACAGUAGGCGGGAUGUAUUAUGUAUGGCGGUGGUGCGGAGCGUCGACGUUGUUCUGGCGUUAGUUCACGCUCCGUGGCGGAGUCGUCGCGGCGUCCUCGACGUAUUGUUAACGUCUUUCCGUCGUUGGUUCGACGCCCCGCACCCAUCCGCGAGUUAACCUUUUGUAUCGACUCCAGUGUGUAGUUGAAUUGUAUGAUCAAGUCACAAUAAUAUUAUGGUAUUGAAGUAAAUGAUAUUAGUUACUUGUUACUUAAAUAUAAUGGUAUAUAAAUAACAGUGGGUCGUAUUGUUUCACAAGUUGUAUUGACCGAAAUUAUGCUGAAAUUAAAAAAAUACAUGUUCUUUGAAAAUAUAAUAUCUUCAUGUACG
Molecule: messenger RNA, 3387 nt
Organism: Spodoptera litura
Lineage: Eukaryota; Metazoa; Arthropoda; Insecta; Lepidoptera; Noctuidae
Source: RefSeq, a predicted model, not a curated record